AUGCCCGUGCCAUGGUCCACCGAGCGACGCUGCACCUUCAUCCCCGACGUGGCCGAACGAGGUCUCCAGGUGCGACAACUCUGGGACCUCACGAUCUUCCUGAAGCGCCUCUGCAAGACCAAAUGCCUUACCCGCCCCGCUGCAGUAGGUGAGGGCGAGGUGGGGCGCUGGUUGGAGUGGCAGAGCCUGGACCUCUACGACAUCACCGACCUGGUGAUCAAGAAGUACAUCCCUUACCACGACCUUCAGUGGCAGAUGGACGAGUCCGACCCUGAGGUGGCCAAGCGCUACUCCUGGGCUGAGCUGGUCUGUGCCUAG
This is a messenger RNA of Symbiodinium natans, 318 nucleotides long. The record is from the annotation of a GenBank genome assembly. NCBI's taxonomy places the organism in Eukaryota, Dinophyceae, Suessiales, Symbiodiniaceae.